CCGCGCCCUUCACCCUGGAGUACCGAGUCUUCCUCAGCUAGUUUUACAGGUGUCCAACUCAGGCAGUGUCUAAUGGGAAAAGGAAAACCACUGAGUCACCCCAGAAAGGUGCCUGGAGAUUGUGGGCACUGAGGAGGGUCAAGUCCAGCCCCUAGUUCUGCAGACAGUGAAACUGAGCUGGAUCAGGAGCGGUCAGUGGAGGACUGGACCCAUCCCUCGGGGAUCCGGUCGAACAGGUGACGUCAAUCUGGGAAGCAGAGUAAGAAGGCCAGGUUUUCACCCAUGUGCAGGGAAUCGGCGUCAAAGGGGUGCCUCCUCCAAGUCCGCACCUAGAACUGCACCAGGAGCCGAGGAAGCUGCAGGCUGGGGGCGCUCGGCUUUCCUUGGCGCACCGCCUUUUGCCUUAUGUCAGUACUUGUUAGACGCCUGCGGAAUGCAUUGGAUGAAAACCUAACCCAAUCUCCGAGAGAAAAUGAAAAAGGACAAUAUAUAUCUCCAUUUCAUGAUGUUCCAAUUUAUGCUGAUAAGGAUGUGUUCCACAUGGUGGUUGAAGUACCACGCUGGUCUAAUGCAAAAAUGGAGAUUGCUACAAAGGACCCUUUAAACCCAAUUAAACAAGAUGUGAAGAAAGGAAAACUCCGUUAUGUUGCGAAUUUGUUCCCUUAUAAAGGAUAUAUCUGGAACUAUGGUGCCAUCCCUCAGACUUGGGAAGACCCAGGACACAAUGACAAACACACUGGCUGUUGUGGUGACAAUGACCCAAUUGAUGUGUGUGAAAUUGGAAGCAAGGUAUGUGCAAGAGGUGAAAUAAUCACAGUGAAAGUUCUGGGCAUCUUGGCUAUGAUUGAUGAAGGGGAAACCGACUGGAAAGUCAUUGCUAUUAAUGUGGAUGAUCCUGACGCAGCCAAUUAUAACGAUAUUAAUGAUGUCAAGCGGCUGAAACCUGGUUACCUGGAAGCUACUGUGGACUGGUUUAGAAGGUACAAGGUUCCUGAUGGAAAACCAGAGAACCAGUUUGCUUUCAAUGCAGAAUUUAAAGAUAAGGACUUUGCCAUUGAUAUUAUUAAAAGCACCCAUGACUAUUGGAGAGCACUGGUGACGAAGAAAAUCGAUGGCAAAGGAAUCAGUUGCGUGAACACCACAGUGUCUGAGAGCCCCUUUAAGUGUGGUCCUGAUGCUGCCAAAGCCAUCGUGGAUGCUUUACCACCACCAUGUGAAUCUGCCUGCACAGUACCAACAGAUGUGGAUAAGUGGUUCCAUCACCAGAAAAACUAAGGAAAUUUCUCUGGAAUACAGGCUUACGUUACUGCAUCCUAUUCAUCUGGAAAGUAUUACAUGCAAAAGUAGUAGCUUUUCAAAGCUUUAAAUUUAUGGGACUCAUCUAAUUAAAGCAUAUUCUGCUGUGACCAAUCCAAUAUAUUCAACAAAUAUUCCAAUAAUAUAUGUUAUCCACUUAAAAGCAUUUUUCAUAUCUCAACUAAGAUAACUUUUAGGACAUGCGUAAAUAUUAAAGCAGUUGUUAUAAUUUGGAAGUCAUUUGUGAAUAAACGUGCAAGAUAAGUGGAUAUUGGAUGUAUAUGUUUACCGUGUGUUAGGAAAUAAAAUUAUUUUGCUGAAA
Messenger RNA from Diceros bicornis minor, 1618 nucleotides. It is a transcript of the gene PPA1, whose product is annotated as inorganic pyrophosphatase 1. Gene Ontology annotation, molecular function: magnesium ion binding; inorganic diphosphate phosphatase activity. The coding region runs from base 406 to 1275 and encodes 289 amino acids. The transcript is spliced from 15 exons. Gene Ontology annotation, cellular component: cytoplasm; extracellular exosome. NCBI's taxonomy places the organism in Eukaryota, Metazoa, Chordata, Mammalia, Perissodactyla, Rhinocerotidae. The record is from RefSeq and is a predicted model, not a curated record. Gene Ontology annotation, biological process: phosphate-containing compound metabolic process.